AUGGACACCAUUGAAUCAGGUAAUCGAAUUACUUUAAAACGUAAACGACCAAAUCCAAUCUUUCAGAACUGGCUGGAGGAAUUGCAUGAAGAAGCCAAACAAAAAAAAAGUAAACUUGAAAACAUGCUUGAAACUGCUUUGGCAUCCCUCUCUAAAUAUCCUUUACCACUGCAGACUGGUGCAGAAUGUGCUAUUCUUAAUGGUUUCGACAAAAGGUUAUGCUUGUUCCUAGAUAAAAGGCUAGAAGUAUAUAAUAGAUCCCGAAAUCAAUUGCCUUUAUCGACUUGCUCAGAAAACAAUUUUAUAUAUGAUCCAAACCAGCCUUCGACCAGUAAAAAUAGCAUUGGCUUUUCUAGUCCAGAAAGUCCUAAAGCUACAUCCAAAGUUUAUAAGCCAUCAUAUAGGUCUGGCGGCUAUGCAAUUUUGAUAGCAUUGUUUGAACAUACCAAAACCAAUAAAAGAAAAUCAUUAAAUAAAGAUACAAUAAUAGAAUAUGCUCAGAAAUAUUGUGAUGAUUCAUUUACUGUUCCAAGUCCUGAUUCUUUUUAUACAGCUUGGUCUAACAUGCAAAGGUUAAUCACAAAAGGGCUGGUAAAAGAAAGUAAUCAUAAUAAUGAGUAUUCUUUGACAGAAAAUGGAUUUGUAUUAGCAAAUGAUUUGUUGAAAAACUCAUUAGAAACAUCUACUGCUAAUGAUAUAAUUUUUACGGUAGAGUCUUCUAGUCUGAAUCAAUUGUCAUACAAAGAGGCUAACAAUAUUGAAGAAAAUGUUAUUCAAUUAGAUAAAAAUGGUAUUGAAUCAGCUAAUACUAGUAUUUCUUCAAAUAUACCAGAAACCAAUAACCUACAAAAUGCAAAUGGCUUACAAAUGGAUCCAGGAUCUUUUGACAUUAUUUUGCUGAUAGAUAAAAAUGAAACGGGCGGACUCACAAAGAAGAAUGAUCCAACUGUGGUUGAAUUUAAAAAAUAUCCUAACUUACUGCAUGAAUACCGAAGUCUUAAAAUUGGAGAUUUUACUUGGAUAGCUAGACACAAAAAUUAUAAAGAUCAGGAAUUCGUCUUGCCAUAUAUUGUUGAAAGAAAAAGAAUGGAUGACCUAGCAGCAAGUAUUAAGGAUGGAAGGUUUCAUGAGCAGAAAUUCAGGCUUCGACGAUGUGGCAUUCAGAAUGUUAUUUAUUUGGUGGAAAAUUAUGGAAGUAAUACAAAUUUGGGAUUGCCAAUACAGUGCCUCAUGCAAGCUUUGGCCAAUAUUAGAGUAGUGGAUGGUUUCACUAUCCACAUAACUAAGUCUUUGGUUUUCUCUGCAAGAUUUUUGGCGAUUCUCACUAAAAGACUGACUGUUAGAUACAAGAAUAAAAAAUUGAUAGGAAGCGACAAACCACCAGAACAAAAUGUGCUAAUGACAUUUAAUUAUUUCAAUAAAUCAUCGGCAAAAAAUAAGGCAUUAACUGUCACUGAAGCAUUCAUAAAAAUAUUGCUUCAGUUAAAAGGAGUUUCUGUAGAGAAAGCUGUUGCAAUAACAAGCCAGUACAAGACACCUCAUUCCCUUAUAAACGCCUAUAAACUUUGUAAUCAGAAGGAAGGUGAACUAUUGCUUGCUAAUUUGAAAUAUGCUGACUUAAGUCGGAAUGUAGGUCCAUCUGUUAGUAAGGCAAUCUAUCAAUUGUUUUCUAAGACAGCAUGA
Parnassius mnemosyne (clouded apollo) is the source of this 1683-nucleotide messenger RNA. NCBI's taxonomy places the organism in Eukaryota, Metazoa, Arthropoda, Insecta, Lepidoptera, Papilionidae. The record is from the annotation of a GenBank genome assembly.